Lasiosphaeria miniovina is the source of this 1842-nucleotide messenger RNA. RefSeq names its product GMC oxidoreductase. The record is from RefSeq and is a predicted model, not a curated record. Gene Ontology annotation, molecular function: oxidoreductase activity, acting on CH-OH group of donors; flavin adenine dinucleotide binding. The transcript has 5 exons. Bases 1 to 1842 code for a protein of 613 amino acids. NCBI's taxonomy places the organism in Eukaryota, Fungi, Ascomycota, Sordariomycetes, Sordariales, Lasiosphaeriaceae.
AUGGGACUGUACGACAAAUUGCCUGAUGACUUGCAGGAGGUUGACAUUAUAAUUGCCGGAGGCGGCGCUGCUGGCUGCGUUGUGGCCUCAAGGCUGGCAGCUGCGGAUCCAAAACUGUCUAUUUUGGUUAUUGAGGGAGGCACCAACAACUACAACAACCCUACCGUCACCAAUCCGAUGCUGUUCGGAUACCAUCUCGCCCCAACCAGCAAAACUGUCAAUGUUUACCAAGCCAAAACAGCACCCCAGCUGGCUGGGCGUGCUCCUGUCGUCCACACCGGAGGCAUCCUAGGAGGUGGGAGUUCCGUCAAUGUAGCGAUGUACACUCGAGGCCAACGGUCAGAUUACGACUCGUGGAAGACACCAGGCUGGUCGACGGAUGAGCUCCUGCCGUAUUUCAAGAAGCUUGAAACGUUUCAUGGCGACGGAGACGCUGCCACACAUGGCUCUAGUGGCCCUAUCCAAAUCUCGGACGGCGGCUUCACCGUUGGAAGGGCCAAGGCAGAUUUCCUCCAAGCGGCCAAAGCUGUUGGGAUCGCCGAGCUGAGGGACAUGCAAGACUUUGAUGCCAGCGACGGCAUGGGAAAGUGGUACCGCUACUCGUCGCCCGAGGGGAAACGCCAGGACUCGGCGCACGCCUAUCUCCAUCCUCUGCUGCAGGACGGACAGCACCGGAAUCUCCACGUCCUGGUGGAGCACAAAGUGCUGCGCGUCUUGCUCGACGAGAAGAAGCAAGCCCGCGGCGUCGAGUUCACCACGAACCCCGCUUAUCAGAGCGACGCGGCCCCGACGACGCAACGCAAGCAGACGGUUAGGGCUCGCAAACUCGUUGUGCUCUCGACUGGCAGUGUUGCCACUCCCCUGGUUCUCGAGCGGUCGGGUGUGGGCAGGCGGGAAGUGCUGGAGCGCGCUGGCGUGCCGCUAGUGGAGGAGCUGCCCGGAGUAGGACACGACUACCAGGACCACGUCUUGAGCCCGACGCUGUACGUCACGGCACUGGGGCCGAACGAGACGGCGGACGAGAUCAUGAAUGGAGAGCUGCCUGCCGAAGAGGCCAUUGCCAAGAAGAACAAGAUUCUGGGGUGGAACGGCAUCGAUGUCGCCAUCAAGAUGCGCCCCACCGAGGCCGAGGUCACGGCUCUCGGGCCCGAGUUCCGCGCAGUCUGGGAACGAGACUUCAAGGAGAACACCAACAGACCGCCGAGUCUGGUUCCCUUUUUCAAUGGAAACCUCCUCCCAGUGCCUACGUCCCACGCGCUCCAGUACAUCACAUGCGCGAACUUCCUCACGUACCCCUAUUCGCGCGGCCACGUCCACAUCACGGGCCCAGAGCUGGCCGACGCACCAGACUUUGACGUAGGAUUCUUCACGGACAAGGGCGAUUUCGACCUCAAGAUGCAGCGGUGGUCGUACAAGAAGGUCCGAGAAGUCAUGCGGCGAUCUUACUUCUACCGCGGCGAGCUGGCCGGCGUUCACCCGAGGUAUCCCGCCGGGUCCAAGGCAGCGUGCGUCGAGCUCGACAGGCCGCUUGCCGAGGUCCUGGGUGGCGAGAUCAAGGACCUCGUGUACUCGGCCGAAGAUGACGCGGCGAUCGACCAAUUGCACCGCGAGAUCUCGAAUACGACGUGGCACUCGAUGGGCACGGCCAAGAUGGCGCCGAGAGGCGAACUGGGCGUCGUCGACAAGGAUCUCAACGUCUACGGCGUGCAGGGGUUGAAGGUUGUCGAUCUGAGCAUUGUUCCCAAAAACGUUGCUGCGAACACGUACAACACUGCUCUAGUGGUGGGCGAGAAGGGUGCUGCCAUUAUUGCGAACGAGUUGGAUCUGACGUUGCCAUUGUAA